AUGACUCGGGUGGCACUGGAAAGAGAGAAGUAUGCGGAAAUCAAGAAGCCAGACAAACCACUUAGUGGUGAGGAAAUAGAGGCCAUCUUGCAGGAUAAGCUUGUCAAUGUAUUUCGAAAGAAGGCGUUCAAACCGCUGCAGAAGGAAGCAUGCGCCGAGGCAUUAAAAGGCAAAGACAUUCUCGCCUGCUUCCCAACUGGGUACGGGAAAAGUCUGCUCUAUCAAUUGCCAGCCGUGGCCGCGUGUGAUGGUGGUGUUACGUUAGUCAUUUCUCCGCUACUAGCGCUCAUGGCUGAUCAAGUGCGAGCGCUGUGCGAGAUAGGCAUCGACGCCAGACUCUUCAACUCGUCGGUCGCCACACACCAGGUAUUUAUCGACGUUGUCAGAUGUGCCGCGCUAAAGCGGAUGUCGCUGAUGAAUGAACUCAUGACGUCAAAUGUGAAAGUGAAACUACUGUUUGUGGCUCCUGAGGGUCUAUCGAACACUGCGCUGAUGCUGUGCCUUGAGCAUUUGCAUCGCAAAGGUAAAUUUGCCAGGAUGGUGGUGGAUGAGGCGCAUUGCAUAUCCUCCUGGGGCCAUCAGUUCAGACCCGCCUAUCGUAAACUCUCCUGGCUCAAGCGCAAGUUCGAGUUGCCUAUCACCGCACUGACGGCCACAGCGACACGACGCGUCCAGGACGAUAUUUGCUUGUGCCUGCGGUUGAAUGCUGUGAAGUUCAUUGGCAGCACGAGAAGGAAUGAACUGUUCUAUGAGGUGGCCAACAAAGGUACCGACUCGGAGAGCCAGCGCGAUGUCAGCAAGUACAUACAAAAGAUCAAGCGCAACACCCUGAAGGACUGUGACGCAUUCAGCGGGAUCGUUUACUGCCACACCCGCGAUCAAUGCCAUGUGAUGGCGCAGGUGCUGAGUAACGGCGGAGUGGUGGCCAAAGCCUACCAUGCGGGACUGGGUGUGAAGGAACGUGCACGAGUGCAACAGGCGUGGAUGGAGGGGGCCGCGGAGGUGGUCUGUGCCACCGUCAGCUUUGGCAUGGGCAUCGACAAAACCAACGUGCGUGUGGUCGUCCACUAUUCACUGAGCAAUUCUCUGGAGUCGUAUUAUCAGGAAGCUGGGCGAGCGGGGCGAGAUGGUAAAAGAGCUUUUUGUCGGCUGUACUACUGUACCAAAGAUGCCGAGACCAGGCGCUAUCUACUGAUGAAAGAGCUGCAGCUCCAGAAAGAUAAGAAUCGGAAGCGAAAAUCGACUGCAGACACUGGCAGUGACAAACGAGUCAAGUCGUUGAAUAGAAUUGGGAAAAUCACGGACGCCAUUCCCACAGAGGAAUCCGCAAACAACGAUAUUGAACCUGCCCCUGAACCCACCGGGGAACUUACCAACUCGCGCGACGCAAUACAAUCGCUAAACAGGAUGAUACGCUACUGCGAGACGCUCAAAUGUCGCCACGUGGCCUUCUCAGCGCACUUAGGUGACCUUGACGAUUAUAGUUUGCAAGAUUGCAAGCUACACUGUGACGUGUGUGCAGCACAGUGAUCUUAUCCCACAAAUACUCGACGUCGUCUUGUAGAACCUG
Sphaeroforma arctica JP610 is the source of this 1570-nucleotide messenger RNA. RefSeq lists its product as hypothetical. Gene Ontology annotation, biological process: double-strand break repair via homologous recombination. The transcript is spliced from 12 exons. The record is from RefSeq and is a predicted model, not a curated record. Bases 1 to 1530 code for a protein of 509 amino acids. Lineage: Eukaryota; Ichthyosporea; Ichthyophonida. Gene Ontology annotation, molecular function: ATP binding; four-way junction helicase activity; 3'-5' DNA helicase activity. Gene Ontology annotation, cellular component: chromosome; cytoplasm.